CCACCAGCACACACACACACACACACACACACACUCACUCACUCAGCGACAGAGAGCAAUGCGUGAAAUGAAGAAGCUACCCGACACAAACAGCAGCAGCAAAAAAGCAGCGUGGCGGCUCACUCCUUCCUAUCACUAUAGUUGAUACUAAUCCGGAAAUUGUGACUUGGUAGGUAUUGUUUGGUUUCUCUUCUGGGCAGUGUGCUAAACCUCAGAGGAAAAUGCCAACUCACUCAUUAUUGCCAUUUGUGGACAGCCCAGAUGGCCUUCUCCAAGAUAUCAUGAUUAGUAACAAUGCAGGAAUCCCAGGGCCCGGUUGCAGCAUGACACCGCAGAGCAGUUGUGCGGUGAAGGUCGUGUUACAGUCUGAAGACGGUGUGCAGCUAUCCUGCAUGUUCUGUGACCAGAUUUUUAUGAAUCAGGAUGAGCUUGGCCCACAUGUGCUCACACAUCACCCCACUACAUUAUAUGAGCCCACAGUGCUGCGAGUUGAUGCAGAGUUUAGGAUCCCCGGAGAGAGAUCCCGACCCAAACCCGGCUCCCUCCCUGUGCAGAAGGAGGAGGUUCCCAGCUGCAUUGUUUGUGGUCAGAUCGCACAAGAUGCCAACGAACUGGAGACCCAUAUGAGGAAGCACAAGGACUACUUUACGUACUGUUGCAACAUCUGCGGACGGCGGUUCAGAGAAUCUUGGUUUCUGAAGAAUCACAUGAAGAUGCAUGUGAAACCGGGACCAAAGAGCAGGGCUGUCCUGGACCAAGAGGCCCCUUUCACCAUUAAUGAUGUCACACAGGAGCCUCCCUUGGAGCCCGUCGUGUCUGUUUACAAAAUGUGCAUGGUAUGUGGGUUUUUCUUCCCUGACCAUGACAGUUUGGCAGAACAUAGUAAGGUUCACAACCGAGAGGCGGAGCUAGGUAAAGAGGAAGUCAAGGAGAAGAUGAAUGGAGCUACUGAAUCUCUAGCUAAACAGGAAGCAUUUUUAGGUAGUCUCAACCUUCAGCCUAGCUCUACAAAUAAGAGUUUAAACAGUGCAAGGUCAUCUAAGUGGAUUUCCCAGCUGGAUCCCUUUACUACAUAUCAGGCCUGGCAGCUUGCUACAAAAGGCAAGAUAGCAGUUGGUCCCAACAAUACUAAAGAUAUCGGUCAGGAACUCAGCACAGAUAACGAAGACUGUGGCUCUGACAAGGACGAGAUGAGUAUUAUAUGGUCAGAGUCUCAAGGAGACAAAACUGUGAAAGAGGUGCUUGGGAGAGAGCUCCGGUCGCAGCAGCAAGCGGUUGCAGAAACCUCAAACCCUCCACGGAGGUCACUCAUGCAAAAACAUAAGGACAAAGAGAGGCCAACCACUUGUGAGGAAUGUCAGAAAACAUUCAGGACCUAUCACCAGUUAGUUCUCCACUCCAGGAUCCACAAGCGUGAGAGAGGUGGUGAAGACAGUCCAACUUCUGCUGAAGUGAAGAUACCAAGAAAAAUCUCACAGGACCCAGCAGAGGAAGGACACGAGGAAGCUUUAGAGGAAAAUUUAAUUUCAGUCGAAGAUGGACUCGAUCGAUCGAAAUUCAAGUCCAAAGAAUGCAAUUAUUGUGGCAAAUCAUUCCGAUCCAGUUAUUACCUCACAGUUCACAUGAGGACUCACACAGGUGAGAAACCUUAUAAGUGUGCUUAUUGCAAUUAUGCGGCCGCUCAGAAGACCUCACUAAAAUAUCAUUAUGAUCGUCGCCACAAGGACAAACCUGCGGAAAUAUCCAGCAGAUCUGUGCCUUCACUACCUAUUCUUGAUGGUAGCCCUGCUUCAAACAGACCUAAACUCUGGGAUUCAGAAGCUAAUGGAACACCUGAGGAUAGAUUUGAUGGCUUGGAAAAGAAACCAGACCAGCAUAUUGUCCAAGUAAACACAGAGCACAGGGAUGUACAUGUAGACCAGCCAGUCGUGGUGAACCCAGAACAGGAGGAUAAGAACUCUGAGGUCCCUUUAAAUCUGUCCUUAAAAGUGUCUGGUUCAAUAGCUGCUGGUGCAGUAACAAGAUGUGCAUUAACUCUGAAUUUAUGCUCAUUCUGUGCGUAUAAAACCCUUUACCCUGAGGUUCUGAUAAUGCACAAAAAGUUGAUGCAUAAAGACAAAUUAGAUAAUAGCAAGAAGAAUAAUUAUGGAGGCAAUGUGAAACAAAGACGUUACACAGGGUGCCCACCUGCGCUGGACGGGAAAGAUGUUGCUCCACUCCAAAUGACUGACAGACCCCACCCUCGCCGAACAAAGUCCCCGCUCUCAAGACCCUCCAAACACGAAGAAGGUCUUCCUGUUAACCUGCCUCAUGGCCAAAAGCGCUCAUCUGUACAUGCAGCAGGCCAAGCUGUUGUCCAUUAUAAACAAAACACAGAAUCACAGCCCAACCGGGAAUACUCCAGAUACACAGAAGUCAUGAAGAAAACCAAUGCAGGCAGCAAGUAUAUUAUGGACAGGACAGCUCCUCUGGACAGGGUGGGGAUCGGUGAGAGGAGCUACCCAUCAAGGAGUGGGGCCAUUUGGAACUCUGAUGCUGCUCGUCUGUGCCUGUCGAGCAGGUUUGGGACCCUCCCCCAAAUGGAUUUUGGUGACCCGUCUGGAAAGAGAUUGAAGUUUUCUGCAUCAACAAACAGAGAGGUUGAGACUGGUGAGAAAAUGUCUUUGAGAGCGCCACCAGUGGAUGGACCCAACAGACUGUUAAUUCAAGUAAGAAAUGUAAAGCCAGGAUCACAGGGGUCAGGUCCAUCCUCAGCUUCCGAAGCUCUGUGUCCAAUAAAAACCGGGUCUGCACCUCUGGGAGGAAGUUUGGAAUCAGACUGGAGCAUGAUGAACUUUCUGCCCUACACACCAAGUGAUCUGGCAUCCCUCUACCACAGCACACCAACAAACCCCAGUCAUGGAGCACUGGCCAACCCUAGAGCUGAGGCCAGAAGUCUACUGUACCAGCCCUUACCAAGCCUACCGAACCUGCAGAGGAGAGAUCCCUCAGCCUCAUUCUCAAAUCAGCGCUACGGGACCACUGACAAGAGCUCCUAAAGCAAAAAGUACCAAGGUAAACCACUGGAAAAUAUGUGGAGUAACGUACAACAGAUCUUUCUUUGAACUUCAAACCCUUUUUAUUUGUCUUCCACUGGAUUGAAAUUUGUGAUCCCCGAUUUAAUUUUGUUUCCACCUUUUCUAGAUGUAAACAGGGCUGCUACCUUAUUUUGGAGAACUUUAUGGAAAAUGUAUUUGAUUUCUGGAUUUAAAAAGAGACUGUGCUCAGACUGUGCCUUUGGUGCCUUUAAUUUAAUGUAGAUUCAAUAGAAGAACAUUUGUGUUGUGUGGAAAUUUCAGGGGUUGAGAAUUUCAUUAUAGUUAUUUUCUUAUCCAAAUGGGUUAUGUGCACAGAUAUUUCUCCACACUGGUAUAUUGCUGUCAAUUUAAAUAUUUAUCUAAAGCCAUAUUCCACCCACACUAAGGUUCAAAUAUCAGGCUGUUAUGUAAGAAUGAAACAAAGGGGGUGAAAUGACAUGAAAAUUGCCUGAACAGGAGACAGGGUUAGUGUGAAAAUGGCUGCUUCAUUCACCUUCAGGCAGCAAUUACACAAUUUAGUUUUUGUCUCUUCCAAAACACUGGAGAGUGAGAAGUUUGAUAGCCUCGGCCCAUUAGUUUACAAGCAGGCUACAGUAACAGUUUCCUCUGGAUGCCCUACCUCAUGCUGCUCUCUGUACACUUAGUCAUUUUUAUAGCUGCUGCAGCUAGAAUGUCAAGAGCUUGGCUACCUUGAUAAAUGACUUAUUGCAGAAAUUGUCAGACCAAACAUCACACACUGUGGUACACAACUGCAUCCACAUUUUGGUUGUCAAUUAACUUCAGAUGUUUCAAACAGAAAAUACUUUAGUUAAUAGAUUAUUUAUGAUGUUACACUUAUUCUUUAACUGCCGGUGCCUGAGAUCCAUCAGCUACAAACUGUGGAUCCGUUUGUGGUCCAAAUGGUCGUUCAGUUGGUGCACUUUCAGUCUGGAGUAAAAAGAGUGUUGAAAGUGUGUUGUUCCAAGUGACCUUUUAUGUGUGCCAUGACUGCAGUCUAGAAACCACAACAACCUAAAAGCAGCUGUUUUGAUUAAUGAUUCAAUUUAAUGUGAACUGUGAAGAAAAGUCUUAGGAUGUCUCAUUUACACGAUGCCCGGGCAUCGCUCGUGUAGUUCUGUGUUUCUGUUGCAUUAAAAUGCCUGAGAUAGUUGGGGGGUUUUUGUAUUCAGCUUGCAUGUAAACCUAAUGUAAAAAUGAUACUAUUGUUUUGAAAUUUGUAUGACAUUUCAGUAAUAAAAGUGAGAGGCAAAGGACUCGUCAAGGUU
Girardinichthys multiradiatus is the source of this 4342-nucleotide messenger RNA. It is a transcript of the gene znf217, whose product is annotated as zinc finger protein 217. Gene Ontology annotation, cellular component: nucleus. The transcript is spliced from 5 exons. The record is from RefSeq and is a predicted model, not a curated record. NCBI's taxonomy places the organism in Eukaryota, Metazoa, Chordata, Actinopteri, Cyprinodontiformes, Goodeidae. Gene Ontology annotation, biological process: regulation of DNA-templated transcription. Bases 222 to 3038 code for a protein of 938 amino acids. Gene Ontology annotation, molecular function: DNA-binding transcription factor activity, RNA polymerase II-specific; RNA polymerase II cis-regulatory region sequence-specific DNA binding.